Messenger RNA from Anguilla rostrata (American eel), 3205 nucleotides. It is a transcript of the gene ppp1r1b, whose product is annotated as protein phosphatase 1, regulatory (inhibitor) subunit 1B. The record is from RefSeq and is a predicted model, not a curated record. The transcript is spliced from 5 exons. Gene Ontology annotation, cellular component: cytoplasm. Lineage: Eukaryota; Metazoa; Chordata; Actinopteri; Anguilliformes; Anguillidae. The coding region runs from base 384 to 1016 and encodes 210 amino acids. Gene Ontology annotation, biological process: intracellular signal transduction. Gene Ontology annotation, molecular function: protein phosphatase inhibitor activity.
GGAGAGAGAACAGCAGAGAGAGAGAGGAGAGAGAGCAACGGAGAGAGAGAGUGAGAGGGAGGAGAGAUAAGCUCAUACCACUCGUACAGAGGCAAACAGAGUAGACAGGCUUAGCACAUACACAGACAGUGUGUGAGAGUCAUCGGGAGAGAGAGAGAGAAAGAGCAAUAAAAAGGAGAAGGGAGAAAGAAUCCAGUCACCUGAAGAGCAAAAGAAAAGAGUUACAGGGGUAAAGAGGGGAAGGCAGGUUUUCAAACUCUGUGAACGAAGUCACAGCCCGGGGCACGGAGCAGUGGGGAAGUUGGAAUCCGCGCGCUGUCUUGUGGGGGAAUUUCAAUCAGGGGAACGUAAAGCCUGCCGAUUCCAGGCAGACAGACACAGGCAUGGAUCCACUGUCAUCAUCUGAAGUCGGGGACGAGACAAAGGAGAGGAAAAAGAUCCAUUUCUCAGUCCCGACCACCGUGCCCACUCAGCUGGACCCGCGGCAAGUAGAGAUGAUUCGUCGUCGGAGGCCCACUCCUGCCACACUCUUCAGAGUGUCAGAAAAUCCAUCCCCUGAGGAGGAGACUGCUACUCACCAGUGGGUUGUGGGGGAGAAUGGAAUCCUCAAGCCGAAGCGUGUCAACCCAAGCGUAUACCAGCCUCCAUCGCUGAAAGCCGUGCAGCGGAUGGCUCAGGCUCACAUGCAGACCCUCGGCGCCUGCCCCACUGUGGAGGACCGCCCCGAGGGGGUGGAGAGCGAGGAGUGCCCCUCCUCUGGAGAGGACAGUGAGGAGAGUGAGGACAGUGAGGAGAGCGAGGAGAGCUCUUCCUCCAGUGCUGAUUCUCAGGCGGAGGUGGGCACCGUGGACAGCCAAACGGAGCGGCUGCCGAGGUCAGAGGCCGCCGGCCUCGGAAGACCCGCCUUCCAGCGCAAUCAAAGAGACACGGAGAGGGAUGAGGACGACGAAGACGAUGACGAGGAUGAUGAUGAUGACGAUGACGACGAAGGAGAGGGGAGGAGCAGAUGGGAGUGAUUGACAGAGGGAGCGUGAUAGGAGCAGGAGAGGGGGAGAUGUGUCUUAUGUAGAAAAUGGAGCUGAGAAAAAAAAUGAAGUAUGAGAGAAUCGUAAGCUCAGUAGCACAGAGGGAACAGAACAGAGCAUUUGUGUGUGAGCUUUGUGUCAGCGUGUGUGCGAAUGUGUGUGUGUGUGUGUGUAUGAGAGAGAGAGAGAGAGAGAGAGAGGAGACAGAGAAAAAGUGAGAGAGAAUGAAUGUCAGUGUGUGUUCAGCAUACCCAUAUGAGCAGGUGUAGAAGGCUCUAGUAAGUAACAGUAUACUUCACAUAGAACGGUUUGCCUACUGUCAGUUUGGAGCUUAUGAGCUUGAAGAAUGUGCUCCUGAAGUCAGGUGGAGGGUCAUAUUUACUUUUCACUGAAACACGAUUACUUUCUCUCAUUCCAUUAUUGAAUGCCUCUUCAUUUAUUCAGACAAGUGACCCUUUGUAACAGAUAGUCCAUUAGCAGAUGGGACACUAACAAUUAACAUUUUUUACACAUUACAUAUUAUUUUUUUAAAAACAAUUUUAUGCACACAAACAAGCCCGCACAGACACAUAUCCGCACGCAUACACACACACACACACACGCAAACACACACAUGCAGACACACAAACACACACACACACAUCCAAUGUAUAGCAAUUAGUUGUUUUGCGUUUGUGGUUAAGAUGUAGGCUUUAAUGAUGUCACACCCAAAACCAUAACCCCACAUUAAAAUUUCAUUUCAGAAUGACCCCUCUUCUUCAUCACAUUUCACUUAAGGUUCAAUUAUUUCAAAUAUAGGUUGUGUGAGUAUGAUUAAUUAAAGACACUAUAUUUGUUAUUUGUCAUAUAAAAGAAUAUUUACUAUGUCUUGUUAUUUCAACAUUCACUUUUCAUACUAUGGAAUUUAAGGCUGACAUUUGCUCCACUAAAACAUUCUUAUCUAUUGCUUUCAGUGAUUAGGUAGUCCACUGAUCAGUCUAUAGCUCUGUGUCAGCUGUAAUGAUACAAUGACCUGGAUUGUGUGAAUGUCCCAGAUUACUUGUUCUAUGCUCUAGAUUGUGUCAUUGAGUGGUUGCUACCCAGAACUGUGCUGGAGACCUCAGGUGGAUUAGAUAAUAGUAAGAAUGACAGACAUUUCACAUUGCAAUGCUGACCCAGCAUCCGCAUGAAAGAUUUAGACGGAGUCGCUCUAUGUAUACGCCCUGCAUGGUGGGACCCAGUGUUUGUGUGUGUGUGUGUGUGUGUGUGUGUGUGUGCGUGUGCAUGUGUGUGUGUGUGUGUGUUUCCUGACAGUCAGAUCACAGGAACAGGAUGGUAGAGGCAUCUGGAACAGCCGCAGGGGGGGCCAGCUCCUUCUCCCCCCCCCCUUUGGUGUCUCUAAUGGGGUCCUCGCACUCAUUAUUCUGGCUUUAAUUAGAUGCGCUCCCUCUCGUCUUUGACCGAGUUGGAGUCGGUUCUAGUUUACCUUUACCAAAUUCUGGCUGCAACAAAGGUAUGGAGCAACUGGAAGUGAUAUAAGCCAUCUUAGCUUUAGCUUCCUUCUUUCCUCUCCCCAAUAUUGAACUGUUCGACACACUAAAGACCCCUACCAGAGCUUUAUAAAUCCAGAGAAUAAAUACAAGCAUGCUUUUUACCCCUCCAAUCAUCUCUUUUACAAGAUCUUGAUAAGAUUAAAAAAAACAACUAAGCCAGUAAUCCAAUAGAGUGAAAUACUUGGGGUUUUAGCAGUGACCACAGGACUGAGAGAGAGAUAAGUACGCUCUCUGUACUCUCUUUGCCUGUAUUCUGCUGAUGGUACAGAAUACAGGCAAAGCGGAGGUAGGGCAUCAGCCCUGGAAUGGUGGGGUGGGUCUAUUUUUCUUAUGGAUGUUAUUAAAUAAUAGAUGAAUAUUAAAUCGAGUCCUAAAGUUUUUACUGUUAUUGGUAAUACAUCUAGCUUUGUUUCAGGGUUUCCUUCUGAGAAAUGUGUUCAGGUUAGAGACUGUACAUUUUAAGAAGGUCUGUUUUGUACCAUUAUCAGGAUACCAUACCAGACCUAAGGUCAGUUACUGAAUGUUAUAAAUAUAGGAAUUGUUACAGUCAGAAUUGCAGUUUGCUAUAACCAUGCUCAAUAUGCUGUAGUGAUUACUGUCAUUGAUUACAGUUAUAUUGACAUGUAAUAAACUGAAUAUUAAAACUCC